AUGUCGGUCUUCGGAGAUGCCUCGCACAGCAGCUGGCGCACCCUGAUCGCCUUUGGCCUACUGGGUCUCUUCAACAACAUAAGCUACGUGAUCAUGCUGGCCGGCGCCAACAGCAUCUCGGCCGCUGCCGUAGGCCUCGUGUACCUGGCUGCCGUGGGCCCGGCCAUCAUCGUCAAGGCCUCAGGCCCCUACUGGUUCCAUGCGGUGGGGUACCCUCCCCGCAUGGCCGCCGCCGCGGCCCUCAUGUCAGGCUCCUUCUGCCUGGUGGCCCUCAGCGCCUCCCGCCCCCUCCAGCUCCUGGGAGUGGCGCUGGCCUCCUUCCAGGGGGGCCUGGGGGAGGCCUCGUGCCUCGCCCUCAGCGCACGCUACGGCUCCGACCGCGGCCCCAUCACGCUGUGGAGCAGCGGCACCGGUUUCGCCGGGGUGGCGGGGUACGCCUGGGUGGCGGCGCUGCAUGUCUGGGCGGGCCUCAGCUUCAGGACCACCCUCCUGGCCGGCAAUGUGCUGGCCGGCGCCUGGCUGGCCACCUUCUUCCUGCUCCUGCGGCCCCCGCCCCCGCGGCCAGUGCCCCUGCCUACUUCAGACGGCGAGGAGGACGACGACACCGCGGCCAGCGCCGGCCCGGCGCCAAUCGACCCCGAGAGGGUGCCCCUCCGGCCCGCUGCAGCAGGCGGGCUGCUGCCGCGCUCCGGCAGCCGCUCGGCGCUGGCCGUGGAGGCCGGCGGCAGCCAUGCAGCGACGGGGCGGGGCGCGGGCGCCGGCCCGGGCAAGCCAAAGCCAGGGGGACGCACGGCAGCGGCGCUGAGCAUCCAGGAGAGGCGGCCGGCGGGGGCGGGCAGGGGCGGCGAGACCGGCCCCGGCGCCGCGGCGAGUCUCCCGCCCUCUGCCCUGGGGCCCUUGGGCCGGCUGUGCUUGACCCUGGGGCUCUGGCCCUUCACGGUGCCCCUCUUCACCGUCUACCUGGCCGAGUACUCCAUGCAGAGCGGUGCCUGGACCGCCAUCGGUUUCCCUGUGACGGACGCUGCGGCCCGCCACGCCUUUUACAUCUACGCCAACUGGUGCUACCAGGCCGGCGUUUUUGUGAGCCGGUCCAGCGGCAUGGUGUGGCAGCCGGGCAUGGCAGCGCUGUGGGCCAUGCCGGCCUUGCAGGCGGGCCUCCUCUUCUUCUUCCUGCACGAUGCCGUGGUGCACUGGUGGUACGGCUGGACGCUCCUCCUCCCCUGCUUUCUCACAGGUCUGCUGGGCGGGGCGGUGUACGUGAACGCGUUUGCACUGCUGUCCCGCUCUGUACCCCCAAUCCAGCGCGAGUUCUCCAUGGCGGCGGCCUCCGUCGCCGACUCGCUGGGCAUCGCGUGCGCUGACGUUGCGGGGGUGCUCAUCCAGGGCUGCCUGUUCAAGAUCAAUCGCAUCCCCGGCGCCGACUACACGUGUUGA
Molecule: messenger RNA, 1434 nt
Organism: Auxenochlorella protothecoides
Lineage: Eukaryota; Viridiplantae; Chlorophyta; Trebouxiophyceae; Chlorellales; Chlorellaceae
Product: Protein btn-1
Exons: 5
Coding region: 1-1434 (477 amino acids)
Biological process (GO): regulation of intracellular pH
Cellular component (GO): vacuole; membrane
Source: RefSeq, a predicted model, not a curated record